AAAACCAAAGACAAAGGACGACGCUCUCUCUCUCUCUCUCUCUCGGUUGCGCUGUUUGCGGCGGAGCGGAAGUGAAGUAAGGAUGUCGCAGAAAGGGAAGAGAAAGGACGACGCUACCGCCUCCGACGGCGGCGGCGACUCCGACGGCGGCCAGGCCCCUCCCCGGAAGGCUCCCCGGCAGGAUUCCGACGACUCCGACGACAUCGUCGUUUGCGAGCUGUCGAAGAACAGGAGGCUCACCGUCAGGAGCUGGCACGGCUCGGUCGUGGUCGACAUCCGCGAGUUCUACGUCAAGGACGGCAAGAGUCUUCCGGGCAAAAAAGGUAUUUCUCUCCCCAUAGAUCAGUGGAAUAAACUUGUGAAGCACAUGCCUGAAAUUAACGAGGCAUUCGGGGACGCAUAGGAGCUAGCGACCAGUCUUGUCGGCUGCUGUCUUUGCUGAAUUAACUGGCAGCUCAUUUUGGUUUGUGGCUGGAGUGAACUGGGAUUGGCCAGUAGUUGCUGACAUGUAAAAUGGUUUGUAUGUAGUUGCACAUCUCUUUUGGCUCUCUAUGUAGAGCUCGGUGCUCGAGUCUAUGUACUGGAAGUUACCUGGAGAGAGCAUGAUUGAGCAGCCAAAUAAACCGAUCGGCAAAUAUGCAUCUUGGUGAAAAGGAACCGUUUUGUGCUCUGAUUUAGUUGAAGGAUUGCGGGGGAAAAUGCGUCUCCCCGCAUUAGUUUUCUUUGGCAA
Eucalyptus grandis is the source of this 730-nucleotide messenger RNA. RefSeq names its product RNA polymerase II transcriptional coactivator KIWI. Gene Ontology annotation, molecular function: transcription coactivator activity; DNA binding. Gene Ontology annotation, biological process: positive regulation of transcription initiation by RNA polymerase II. NCBI's taxonomy places the organism in Eukaryota, Viridiplantae, Streptophyta, Magnoliopsida, Myrtales, Myrtaceae. Bases 83 to 403 code for a protein of 106 amino acids. Gene Ontology annotation, cellular component: transcription regulator complex; nucleus. The record is from RefSeq and is a predicted model, not a curated record. The transcript has 4 exons.